Messenger RNA from Oreochromis niloticus (Nile tilapia), 1062 nucleotides. RefSeq lists its product as uncharacterized. Lineage: Eukaryota; Metazoa; Chordata; Actinopteri; Cichliformes; Cichlidae. The transcript is spliced from 2 exons. The coding region runs from base 54 to 980 and encodes 308 amino acids. The record is from RefSeq and is a predicted model, not a curated record. Gene Ontology annotation, molecular function: catalytic activity.
GAGGUAAAAACGAAUUACCAGACACACUGAAAGUUGCAGAAGGAGCUCGUGUCAUGCUCACCAGAAACAUUGACAUACAAAAUGGUUUGGUUAAUGGAGCUUUUGGAAUACUACUUAGAGUAGUUCACUCUGAAAACGACCAACACAUCAUCAAGCUUGGACUUAAAAUGGAUAAUGAGACAUCUGGAAAGAAUAACCGCACACCAGCAGACGACAUGGUGUACAUUGAGAGAGCAGAGGAGAAUCUAAAGCAGAAAGGAGUGGUACGAAGACAGUUCCCAGUGAAGCUGGCCUUUGCAUGUACAAUACAUAAGGUACAGGGUAUGACAACCACAUCAGCUGUUGUCUCUCUUAAGAGCAUUUUUGAGCCCGGCAUGGCCUACGUAGCUGUCAGUAGAGUGACGUCUCUCAGUGGACUGUAUCUUCUUGAUAUGGAGGAGAAAAAAAUAUUCACCAACCCAGAAAUCACUGCAGCACUUGAGAACAUGAGACAAGCCAACCUUGAUGACAUGAUGCCUCUUCUACACGUGAGACAAACACUGAGCAGGUCAGACGUUUUCACCAUUGUUCAUCAUAAUACAGACGGACUGCCAGCUCACAUUAAUGACAUCAAGAGUCACCAUGAAUUGUGUCUAGCAGAUGUUUUGUGCCUAACAGAAACACACCUGCGGGGCUCUUUUGUCGCAGAGAGUCUCCACUUGGAAAAUUACAAUUUGUUCAAACGCAACAGACACCUGUCCUACACAAACUUUCCCCAGAUGGCAAACAGAAGUGGUGGUGGAGUUGCUGUUUAUGUGAAAAGUGACAUUCAAGUGCAUGAAAAACAGUACAUCCAUAAUGUAACUGACCUUGAAUUUCUGGCUUUAAAGGUUGAAGCACCAGUCAGUGCGCUGAUUGCAGUUGUAUACAGACCUCCAGACUACACUUUGAGGCCAUUCCUGAAAAACCUGUGCAAACAAACCAAUCCUGGAGCUGUUUGAGUCUAGGGGAUACGCACAGGUCAUCACUGCCCCUACCACAGAGAAGAACACACUGCUUGACCUUAUUUUCAUUUCUCAGCCA